AAAUGGGGGAAUGGCAAUUUUUUUCUCCUUUAGCGGCCUCCACUAGGGAUGCUAUGGGCCUGGGGAAAACUGUAAUGACAAUUGCUCUAAUACUUGCCAGGCUGGGCAAGGGUAAUCAAGAAUUUGCUGAGGAUAUGGCUAUUACUCAGCAUUCUAGGAACAGAAGGAUUAAAGGUGGCACUCUCAUUGUUUGUCCUAUGGCAUUACUUGGUCAAUGGAAGGAUGAACUUGAAGCCCAUUCAAAGCCAGAUAGCAUUUCUGUUUUUGUUCAUUAUGGUGGGUACAUAAGUAAACCCUAGAGUGAUAGCAGAACCAGAUGUGGUCUUGACAACCUCUAUGGUCUUCUAUCUGCUGCAUAUAAGGCUGAUGGGGGGAGUAGCAUAUUCCAUAAAGUUGAUUGGCAUCGAAUUGUACUGGAUGAAGCACACACCAUAAAGUCUUGGAGAACUGUGAGUGCUAGGGCUGCAUUCACAUUGUCUGUAC
Molecule: messenger RNA, 483 nt
Organism: Ipomoea triloba (trilobed morning glory)
Lineage: Eukaryota; Viridiplantae; Streptophyta; Magnoliopsida; Solanales; Convolvulaceae
Product: DNA repair protein RAD5B-like
Exons: 4
Coding region: 3-299 (98 amino acids)
Molecular function (GO): ATP binding; ATP-dependent chromatin remodeler activity
Source: RefSeq, a predicted model, not a curated record